Messenger RNA from Moesziomyces aphidis, 354 nucleotides. The record is from the annotation of a GenBank genome assembly. Lineage: Eukaryota; Fungi; Basidiomycota; Ustilaginomycetes; Ustilaginales; Ustilaginaceae.
AUGAAGUCGACCGGUGCGCCGACAGACGAGCGCGGCGGUUGCUCGUUGGAAGAGACAGAGACAGCAGCCUCUGCCUCUGCUUCCCAGACGCACUUUGACGCCGGGCCGGGGUCCAUCAAGCAGAUUUCGGCUCUCACCUUUGGUUUCCCUUCUUCGGUCGUCGCUUCGCAGCAGCAGCACCAGCAGCAGCGUCAGCGUGGCCGUGGCAUCGGCAUUGGCAUCGACUCGCGACUGCCAGCUCUUUUUUCUGCUCGUUCGGCUGCCGUCGUUGCCAUCGCCAUUGCCGCCACCCACAAGCCCCGGCUGCAACUCCAGCGCGUCUGUCUUAUCCCGCCACCGGAGGAGCCGAUCUGA